Pseudocercospora fijiensis CIRAD86 is the source of this 3654-nucleotide messenger RNA. RefSeq lists its product as uncharacterized. The coding region runs from base 1 to 3654 and encodes 1217 amino acids. The transcript has 33 exons. The record is from RefSeq and is a predicted model, not a curated record. NCBI's taxonomy places the organism in Eukaryota, Fungi, Ascomycota, Dothideomycetes, Mycosphaerellales, Mycosphaerellaceae.
AUGCAAGGUGAAAUCCCAUUACUGGGCAAAGUCCACCUAACACUACCGGCCAUACCGCGAAGGCCGAAUUCAUACACAGCACAGUCGAUCCGCCUUCCCUAUCUGCCGGCAUGGUUGGAAUAUAGUGAGAUCUCGAGCUCGAGCGCGUACAUGACUGGAUACGGAGAUGGGAGAUCCUCUUGGAAUGCGCCAUUGAAACGGCCAGCACGCAUUACGUGGACCUGGGAGAAAGCGAGGCAAGGCGCCAAGAAUGGUUUCAGGCUCGGCAACAUACAUGAGCACAGAAAGAGAAAGAAACUCGGAAAGACCGAAAAUAAAAGAAGAGACGUAAAGAGACUAGGUGACCAUUCAGACUCCCACAGAAGUGUUGCUUUCGCAAACGGAGAGCAGCGCGAGGAUGAUGAAGACGAUGCAUCGAAAGAACGUCUCUUGUACCAUUGUUCUGGUACUGUUGCAAGAGCAUACGGUUAUCAUCGCUCGAUUUGUCAAGAAAGUCAGGAGACAUGUGCUACCUUAGCAGGAAUGGUUCCGUACAAUAUGAGAAUCUGCAUUGUCGGCUUGAGAGGACCUGGGCAGUACAUGGUUCCCCUCCGUUUAUACAGAUUUCCUGCCGCAACCCACUCUUGCGCUAGAUUAGGAGAUCAAUCACAUUACAUUCGAGCUCAUGGAUUGGGACGCGACGAAACCAUGAUGUCGACUCUUUCGAGGUUCACAAUGGAUGUGUGGCGUGCCAGAUGCCGUAUGUACAUAUCCGGCAUCACGACACGCGUUGGUAACAUCGGUCUCAUCCCUUCUGGGGCAAACUGCCGGUCGCCCACAGGACAGCCAGAUUAUUCGUUGAUGGACUUGGCCACCGACGAACCCGACUAUAUCGAAGUUUACCAUCACAUUUCAUUUCAUCUUCAUCAUCCUCACACGCGGCCUUUCACCCCCAAUUAUGGUCCUGCAGUUCUGGGAAUGAGGCCACUUUCAGAACUCCAGCGAGCAUGCACUUCUCGCCAGCAGCUCGUGCCUGCGCUGGCAUCUGUCUCAUAUGUCUGGCAGAGUAGCAGCCAGACCAAUGAAGAUGUUAGAUCGUGCAGCUUAAGUUCAUCAAGACAUGAUCUGCGUGCUGUACCCCCAGACAAGCCUGCUUUGAAGCCGCAUCCUGAACAUGUUCGCGGCAACACGGAUUGCAGAAUGGCAAGCAGAGAUGCGACUGCAUCACGACUUACACGAGAGCAAUGGGAGGAGCUGAAGCCUUGUAUCGCUGACCUUCACGGACGAAACUUUACUGUACGCCGGAUCGCAAUCGAUCUGGAGAGCAAGGGAUACAGAACAAGACUCCCACGGCUGAGCCCACCACUUGGGCAACGCAAGAAUGAACAAAGAGGCCAUGCGAGUGGCCAGGCUUCUACAUCAGAAGACUUGGGAAGUCUGGGGCCUGAGAACCUCGCUCGUCAAGACUCGAAUGCACCACCAGAGCAUGUUAUGGAGGCAGCAGCAGCCGACCUGAAUUCAGGUCGCCUUCAGGGUACGCCGCUGCUACCUCAGAGCCUUCCAAGAAUCAUUCCUGCACUGUCUGGCGUCAUUGAUAGGCGCGACAGACUUAGACAGCAUACAAUGACCUCCACCUGUAAUUGGUACCAAGGUUUCGCAGAACGGACUGCUGGGCUGCCGAAAGCACCAGAGGACUGGGGGUCAACUGAGGUGUUCUGGGAGAUGAUGUUACGUCGGGAGCUUACCGCCGAGGUCUGUCAUAGCAUCUUCGAAGCGACUAUGACUUAUCUCAGCAGCAUUUAUCAGCAUGAAAAUACGGCUAGUAGUGCAUUGCAGCUGCAGGUACUGUUUAGCGCUGCUCUGACGAUGCUUCAGGAGUACAAACUUGCAGAGCACGUCUCACACGACGUUCAGAUCAAAGCCGAUGCAACUGGUGACACGGAAAACCAUCUAGCGGCGUGCGGCAUGCUUGGUAUUGUCCGAGCAUUCCAGCUCAGGUUCGACGAGUCCAAGGAACUGAUGCUCCGAGUGGUGGAAAUGGCACGUACGGGGAUACUUUAUGGAAGUGACACGUAUCGCUACAGCAUCUGCGGGUCUGCGCGGGUCUGCAAAGUCCUGGGCCAGUUUGAAGAAGCAGAGAAGCUAGCUCUGGCAAGCCUCAUAUGCUUUCCCGCGUCAACAUGGUCCGCCACUUGCAUCGACUUUAUCUUCGACGCGAGAAUUUCGAAGGCUCUCCAGCAGAAUGUUGGCCGGGAGCAUAGGCUGACUAAGAGGACUCAGCACUACAGCGCCGCUCUGCCAAUGCAUUCACCGUUCUUCUGCUCCUCCGUUUCGACGCCAAUGGUGGGAUCAAUCCUGGCUCGCUGGGCAUUCGCAUCAAACCCCUACCACUUCAUACCGGCUAAGACGAGCGCAAGACCAUUGGCAAUCUUGCGGCUCGAACCACUUCCAAACUCGAUCUCAAGAGCACCACCUCAUCCUCUCCGCAGUCCUCUGAAACCUUUGAUUCUGAGCUCCUUUCGGAAGUCCACAUCGAUAAAGCCGAUGAAAUGGAGCAUUCCUUUAGCUGCUGUCGCUUCAUCUACUGCUUUGCUGACACAGUCAUCGAGAACCGAAAGAAUGAAGAAGAAAGUCGCAAGGCUCGUAGGUUUUGAUACGGCACUGCAUCCCGGCAGCUUUGAUGCCUUGACAUGCCACUGGAUGAAGUUCAGCUCGGUGACGGACCUAGCAUUCUUGCUUAAUUAUCGCUAUCUCCGCCCAAGAAUUCAUCAUACAAAUGCCCUGAUACAUAUACAUGCCCUCCCGAACUUCUACCAUCCUCUCUUCUAUCCUCAUAGUAUACCACCCACCCACGGAAAUGCUCUCACAUAUACACACGCCCCUCCUCAACUUCUGACACCCUCCAACGGACCAAGACCCAGUCCGAGUCUGAUACCAGUGACAUCGUCGGCCGAGCAUUGGCCAAAUCGGUCGCCGUUCUGGUUGUGCAGCAAGUCCGUGCAAGCUCCAUCUGCUUCAUCUCCAACGCAACGCCCCGGUGGCGCAGAGCAGAAAAGUCCGGCAACGGGAACGAGGUCAUUGACCUGGCAGCAGGAGUAUGUCCCAGUGCAGCCAGCGCCAUUAUCCUCCGCUAAUCAUUUUUCAGCUUUUUUUUUUUCAAAUCUCAUAUUUGGGAGUUUGAGGCUCCACUUACCGAUGAUGCAGUUGACGGUUGCCGGUUUCUUUGACUGGUGCAAUGCCUCCGUUGAAAGUCGCAGCACAGCAGUGAAGUUGUCCUCCAUCUGUGCAGGUCGGCGCCUGACGGCUUUCCAAGUGAGGUUUUGGGCUUGCGAUCACCGAUGCCACGCAGAGGGCCGAAGCGAGAAUGAGUUUGUGGAACAUGGUGUAUUUUUAAAACGAAGAGAUGUAGAUGCAAAAGAGGAGAUCUUGCUGUCUUUUUCUCUCAUGCUCGAAACAUCUCAGAAAAUUGUUGAUGACCAUCAUCAUCAUACCCGAGACAUUCUGAUACAGUAUGACGCGGAGCAAAAGCCUAACGUAAAUGGUGAUGGUGAUGUGGCUACGGUGGUGGCGAGUCUGCCUGAGAAUUCCGAUUCCAAGAACUUUCAUCGUCAUCAUCAUCUUUCUCGAAACCUUUCGUCACAUUGUGGAAUGGGCAAGGAGGCGUGGUACCGAUAG